Messenger RNA from Camelina sativa (false flax), 1404 nucleotides. Its product is annotated as glutathione S-transferase T3. The record is from RefSeq and is a predicted model, not a curated record. Lineage: Eukaryota; Viridiplantae; Streptophyta; Magnoliopsida; Brassicales; Brassicaceae.
UUUGCAACUUUCGUUUCUUCUUGAAAUUAUUUUUACAAUUCAAACAGAGUGAUUUUGCUGUACUCAUUCAAGUGGGUGAAACUGAAUAGCUAGUUUCUCUGGCGAUUGUCAUUGGUUUGAUUCGUUUCCAGCUAAUCUUAGUCUUUAUCAAAUCCAAUCUUCAAUCUGUUGGCAUUUAUAUUUUGGUCUAGUAAUUAAGUUUAUUGUUUGUCCUGCAUGUGUUUUGUUGGAAGCGAAUCAUGGAGGCUCCACUCCUCCUCCUACGAGGUUCUAUAGGAGAAAAGCUGCUACAUAGCACUACCAAUAUCAUUCACAAGUCAUAGAAGAGAGAACGUUGAACCAUUAUAAUGGCGACAAGAGAGCAAACAAGUCAGAGAGCGAGAGAGGUAUCUCAACAAGUUCGUGUGCUUCCAAAUCCUCUGCUUCAUCAUUUAAAACCGCAAGUCAAGGCAUGCUUGGUUACCAGCUGAUGAUAUCAUGCUUGUCUCCGGUUGGCUCAACACCAGCAAGGAUCCGGUUAGAUCUAAUCAGCAAAGACUUGGUGCCUUUUGGGGAAGGAUUGCAGAUUACAUUGCAAAAUGUCCAAAUGAUGUACGUCGGCCAAAGAGGGAGGCGAGUCAUUGUAAGCAGAGGUGGGGGAGGAUAAACGACUUGGUGUGCAAGUUCGUCGGUUGUUACGAGACUGCUACAAGAGAGAAGUCGAGUGGACAGAGUGAAGAUGACGUGAUGAAGGUAGCACAUGAAAUAUUCUUCAAUGAUCAAGGACAUCGGUUUACCUUGAAGCAUGCUUGGCGAGACUUAAGGUAUGAUCAAAAAUGGUGUGCGUCCAUAUCUGCUAAAGGCAAUGGAGUGAAGAGGGGAAGGGAGGAUGCACAUCUGCUGAAUGACAUUGGUGGAUCACAGCCACGUCCUCCUGGUGUUAAGGCUGUAAAGGGGAAGUCGAAAAAGAGCACUAGUACACAACCGGAUGUGGAGGAAGAUGGAAAAGCUUUCUUGGAGUUUCAGUUGGAACGUGUAGAGAGGAUGUAUGAGAUGAAACAGAAAGAUUUCGCCUUGAAGGAGAAAGAGUUCGCUAUGAAGAAGGAGCAUAUGAAGCAUGUUAUGCUUGAAAAUCUGAUUGCUAAGAAGGAUUCACUAUCUGAAUCCGAGAAAGCUCUUAAGGACAAGCUAAUUGAUGACAUGAUGUCAUCAGGUUGAAUCCGAAUUAUGCUUAUGUUUUUAGUGUUCUAUGUAUUUGGUUGUUGUAGUUUCGAAUAUUGUUGUGUUCUAAAUAUGUUUGUGUUUUUUGUGUUCUAAGUAUUUGGUUGUAAUCGGACAAGCUUGUGUUUUUUUGUAAUCGGACAAGCUUUAUGUAAUCCAAGUGUUUCUUGUUUUGGUGUAAUCGAAUUGUUUCUACUUAGUUUA